CAUUAAGUGCAUUUAUAUAUGCUGGUUUCACCGAUCUGUUCGAUGGAUUUAUUGCACGUAAAUAUGAUAUGAGGACGGUGUUAGGAACGGUGAUGGACCCAGCGGCUGAUAAAAUAUUAAUGACUAUUUUGACUAUUGUAUUAGCAAAGAAAGAUUUAUUACCAAUUCCAAUCGCCGCUGUGAUAUUGGGACGCGACGUAGGAUUGAUUUUCGCAUCAUUUUAUUAUCGAUAUAUCUCACUGCCACCUCCGAAAACAUUAGGGAGAUAUUUUGACAUGUCAAUUCCAUCCGCAGAAGUAAGACCAACACUAAUUAGCAAGAUAAACACGGCCUUACAGUUAACUCUGAUGGGAGUUACACUUGCUAGUCCGGUUUUUGGAUGGACGGAUGCUCAAGCUUUAAUAGCAUUACA
Funneliformis caledonium is the source of this 412-nucleotide messenger RNA. Lineage: Eukaryota; Fungi; Glomeromycota; Glomeromycetes; Glomerales; Glomeraceae. The record is from the annotation of a GenBank genome assembly.